AUGCAGCCAAAGACUAAAGAAUAUGUACUUCCAUGGACAACUGUGUCAACUCAGACCAGCACCAACACGGUCACCUCCAGUACACGUCAUCUCAGUCAGGCCAGCACCAAUAUGGCCGACACCUCCAGUACAUGUUAUCUCAGUCAGGCCAGUGCCGCCAUGGCCGACACCUCCAGUACACUUCAUCUCAGUCAGGCCAGCACCAACAUGGCCGACACCUCCAGUACACUUCACCUCAGUCAGGCCAGCACCAACAUGGCCGACACCUCCUGUACACUUCAUCUCAGUCAGGCCAGCACCAACAUGGCCGACACCUCCAUUGGCAAACACAAGAGGGGAGAGUGGACCCCCUUGUCCUGGACUCACUAA
This is a messenger RNA of Knipowitschia caucasica, 369 nucleotides long. Lineage: Eukaryota; Metazoa; Chordata; Actinopteri; Gobiiformes; Gobiidae. The record is from the annotation of a GenBank genome assembly.